Molecule: messenger RNA, 120 nt
Organism: Entrophospora sp. SA101
Lineage: Eukaryota; Fungi; Glomeromycota; Glomeromycetes; Entrophosporales; Entrophosporaceae
Source: the annotation of a GenBank genome assembly
AUGGUUUAUUGCAUACAACCAUAUAAAUGGAAUGAAAUAACUGGAGCUUGCAAACCAAUUUUUUCGCCAAAGGGCACGGCAAGCCAAUAUGAAUCUCGUAAACAAGAAUUUACUUGUUAA